Messenger RNA from Argentina anserina (silverweed cinquefoil), 2139 nucleotides. RefSeq lists its product as uncharacterized. Bases 122 to 355 code for a protein of 77 amino acids. The record is from RefSeq and is a predicted model, not a curated record. NCBI's taxonomy places the organism in Eukaryota, Viridiplantae, Streptophyta, Magnoliopsida, Rosales, Rosaceae. The transcript has a single exon.
UCGACCCAACUUAAGAUUCGGAUAUGACCCGUUUUGAAUAAGUAGUAAAUGAGCUUUUGUCUCAGUGGUCUGUAUAACCUGAAAACCCCAAAGCAGAGAAAGAAGAAGAGAAGCUCUCAAGAUGGUGAAGGUCCUAACCUACUUUGGCAUGACUUUGGGAGCUUUCGUUUUCUGGCAAACCAUGGAUAAAGUCCACGUCUGGAUCGCUUUGCAUCAGGACGAGAAGGUAAACUUCCCCUUGUUCCCUACUCAAAUUGAAAUUGGACUGAGAAUUUGGUCGUUUUUGAAGAUCACAUUUGGAAUUCGAUUCGGUUUCAGCAUUAAAAUCCCAAACAAUGAAAUGGGCUACUGCUAGAUUGUUCAUUUCUUUAUUGAAAAUCUGAUCUUUUGGGUAGGAUAGAGUGGAAUUUGGGGAUUAGGUUUUCAAAUGUGAUUUUCUUCAAAAAAAGGUUGAUGUCAUCUGUGAUUCUGAUAAGUAAUGUUGUCUCUCAACCAAAUGCAAUCAUGCAGUUAAAAGCUGUACGCGGUUUAACUGCUUGACAUCCUUGAGUCAUCACUCGUCUUGAGCCAAUUCUUUUGUUCUCUGAUAUAACAGUACCUAUAUCCUCAGGCCUGUGCUGCUAGCGAACGUUUCAUGCAUCAGAACAUACCCUAGUUUUUAACUCUGUUUAGGAUAUUCAACCUCUGCAAGCAAUAACGGGUGCUUGUUUUUCAUAUUUUAACGUCAUCCAUUUCGCUUUUAUCCAUUGUCAAAAUUAAGCAAAGACACAUCUUUGAAUUGUUUACUGAACUCUAUUGCUUGCAAUGUGGUCUAGAUGCUGGGUUUUUAAAUAAUGUGGAAAUAACCCCGUCAUUCUUUUAGAAAGUACAAGCUUGUCAUUUGUCAAGUAGGUAGGGAGUACUGGAUUAUGGACUUACCCAAAAGUGCUGCUCUGUAUAAGAGUUUUGUUGAGACAUUUUGCAUAAGAAAAAAAAAUUAUGUUACUGAUCCUACUAAUAAUAUAUAUUAAGAAUGUAUGACAAGACAAUCCUACAGAAUUCCUACUAAAGUUUUCUUAGCUGAAAGGCACAUCGUUGCUGAUAUUUUGCUCCUCAACCUCUGGUCCUUAGAAUGAUCCGUUCAAUUGAUUUACCUCGUAUUCAGCAGAAAACAAUAAAAUCCAGUUUUCACAAAAACUGUAUAGUAAAACUAAAGCAUAUAUUUCCACAAACUAGUUGUCUUUUAUUUAGCAAGAAGUCAUCAUCGAGCCUGAGAACACAAAUGAUUCAUCAUCCAAUAUAAGUUUCAGAAUCUUAGGUAAAUGAAAUUCAACAUGGCUAGCUAAUGAUUAUCAAGGUUCUCCAUCUUUGCUAUGAUAUGAUAAAAAGUCCAUCAGGUAGUGUUUAGCAGAUAGAUAAUGCAGCUAGAUUAACCAAGUAUCAUAAGUUCAUGGAUAUAUAUUUAACCACCCUUGAUGCUCACACCCUAGCAAAUAACGGAAAACUCCCUCAGAUGAACUUUUAAGCUUUGUGUUUUUCCUUCAAUCAGAAACCAGUUCGUUCGCAUCAACCAAAUUGCCAUAGUUCUUCAAAGACAGCAAGCUCCCAGUAUAACUCACGAGGUACGUAAACACCCUACCCGAUGGAGGUGAAAAUAACUUCACAGGAGUAGACCUUAAAUCCAGAAAACUCUUACGAAGCAUUCCGGAAACUGCUCGAUGAUAGCAGAAAUAUAUGCCAUGCUCCCAUUCACCGCAAGUAGCAACUUCCGGUAGUCUAAACCCACAGAACGUUUCGACAUCUACAACAUACUAUAGCAUCCCAACUUUUCUCUCAUAAUCUUUUAACAUCCGUAUCUCAAUGCUGCUCUUAUUUAACGAUGGAGAGUGGCCGAAAGGGUCAAAGAGCCUCUGAAAGUACGCAAAUGAAUUUUGCUCGUCAAAUCCAAAGAGGGAGGCAUAGGAGUCCCAACCGAACUCUUCUUUGGUGAUGUCAAAACAAAGUAUACGGCUCCUCCCUUCAAUUUGUGUAAGCCAAUGCACAUCAUUACAUGCAGGCACACCGCGCUUGUAGAACCUGAAGUCAUCUGGAGGAACUGAGGAUAUCUCACGCCAUGAGCAAUUCAAGUACAUGUGCCACGAGCUUUUGUGUACUUAAACA